Messenger RNA from Fomitiporia mediterranea MF3/22, 1203 nucleotides. RefSeq lists its product as uncharacterized. The record is from RefSeq and is a predicted model, not a curated record. The transcript has 17 exons. NCBI's taxonomy places the organism in Eukaryota, Fungi, Basidiomycota, Agaricomycetes, Hymenochaetales, Hymenochaetaceae. The coding region runs from base 1 to 1203 and encodes 400 amino acids.
AUGUUUUUCCGGAUUCCUGAAGGCUUUGUGUCCUCUUGCGGGUCAGCAUUUCCAACUGCGUGGGAGAUCACUGAAUGUUAUUCUCUUUCGCGUUUCCUCGAUGCGGCGGUCAUUGUUACAGAAAUGAUCAAAGACCCAGUUCGCCUCGAUGCUCUUGGCACCCCACAUUCCCUCACCGUAUCUAUCCUCUGCUUAUCCAUGGAUUCCUUUCCUUUCGCGGACCUCUUGGACUUACAGACUGCCGCAAAGGAAGUCCACGUCUAUAGGGCAAGCGCUGACGUAACGUCGGAGGAGGAGAGGUUGAUUGCUGACUGCAUCGUACAUCCUACAGCAGCAACUCUAACACUAUUUAUUUACGAUUAUUUUUGCACGUUAGAGGACGAGAUUCGCCUUGUGUGGCCGUCGCGGUGGUCGUUCAUAAAAUGCGUUUACUUCCUCAAUAGGGCCAGCGCUUUCCUUGCUUCAUUUUUUCUUGUAUAUCUGUUGCUUGUUAUCAAUGAAGGGUCAUGCAGGCCAAGUCUAUUCACCACAGCUCUCAUGGGGCAAUUGACCUUCGUUAUCGGAGAAAUCGUCCUGUUCAUGCGUGUUUAUGCCAUUUGGUGCUGUAGCAGGCGCAUGUUAAUUCUCCUGUUGUUGAUUUACAUACCGGGUGUGGUGGGGUCGACUUAUGCCAACCUCCAUGCAACAAGCACUGCUAUCACCGCGACAUUCCCUGAGCUAUUUGAUUCAGGAUGCCUAGUGAUCUACACGAGCACAGAUUUCUGGGCUUGUUACCUCGUUCUCCUAUUCCAUGAAACUUUUAUGCUAGUACUCAUCCUCAUGCGGGCAUUCCGGUUUAGUGGCUAUAAAAUAUCCAAGAUUUUGAAGAGAAUAGUGCAGGACGGUAUUUUCUAUUACAUUUGCGUUCUUGGUAUGUCCGUGGCCAACUUACUUGUUCUCUUACUCGCAACGAAAAAUUUGCGGACGUUCCUAAUUUUCCACCCUUUGACACGAAGAACGCAAGGCGUGCUGCAUAGCAUCUUCUGUGCUCGCCUCCUGCUCCGUUUGCGCGGUGCAUACCGGUCGCUUACUACCGAGGGUUUGCAAUCUAUGCGUUUUCGAAGUGGGGCCACGGGUACAACUGAAACAGAUAACGAUCAUCCCUCCGAUGUUAUUCCGUUACAAACACUUUCUGCUUCUACGUUGCAUGAUGCACAAGAUUGA